GUUUCAUCCUCUGUCCUCAUUUACCAAACAGAACCAGAAGGAAUGGAAGGAGGUGGAAAACCAGGCCUGGAAUCUGCUCUAAUUCCUGAAAAACAUCAAAGGGAUCAUGAGUUAUAUGGAGAAAUUUGCCAACAAGGUUGCUGUUGUAGAGCAGAUGUAAUUGAGGAAGUAAAGAAGCAACUAUGGCUGGCAGGACCACUUAUAGCAGUCAGCAUGUUGCAGUAUUGCUUACAAGUGAUAUCGAUAAUGUUUGUUGGGCAUACCGGGGAACUGCCUCUUGCCAGUGCUUCCAUGGCCUCAUCCUUUGCAUCAGUAACUGGUUUUAGUAUUCUGCUGGGGAUGGGAAGUGCGUUGGAAACACUAUGCGGAAAAGCCUAUGGAGCCAAACAGUACAACAUGCUAGGCAUCUAUACACAGCGUGCGAUGCUAACUCUUCUAGCCUUAAGCAUUCCCCUUGCAAUCAUCUGGUUUUUCACCAGCACAAUUCUCAUUUCUUUCGGCCAAGAUCAUGAAAUAUCAAUACUAGCAGGAGUGUACAAUUGCUGGAUGAUUCCAAGCCUUUUUGCCUAUGGCCUACUUCAGUGUCUUAACAGAUUUUUGCAGACUCAAAAUAAUGUUUUCCCUAUGAUGUUUUGUUCUGGAAUCACAGCACUUCUACACAUUCUCUUUUGUUGGGCAUUUGUAUUUGAAUUUGGACUUGGCAUCAAAGGAGCUGCCUUGGCCAUUUCCAUUUCAAAUUGGUUUAAUGUCUUGUUCCUAGCAAUUUACAUUAAGUUCUCUCCAUCUUGCAAGAAUACAUGGAGAGGGUUUACAAGGGAAGCUUUCCAUGAUUUGGUUAGCUUCAUAAAACUUGCCAUUCCUUCUGCAAUUAUGAUAUGCUUUGAAUAUUGGUCAUUUGAAAUGGUGGUCCUCCUCUCUGGCCUUCUUCCAAAUCCAAAAUUGGAAACAUCUAUUCUAUCAAUAAGCCUUAACACAUGCUGGAUGGUCUACAUGAUCUCUGUUGGUCUUGGUGGUGCUAUAAGUACAAGAGUGUCAAAUGAACUGGGAGCUGGGCAUUCAAAGGGUGCCCUGUUGGCUCUUAGAGUCAUGAUAGCCAUUGCCAUUUCAGAGGGUGCUGUAGUUGGAAUUACUACAAUCUUGGUACGCCAGGUCUGGGGAAUGCUCUAUAGCAAUGAGCAAGAAGUGAUAAGAUACGUAGCAAAAAUUAUGCCCCUUCUCGCACUCUCAGAUUUCUUGGAUGGCUUCCAGUGUGUGCUAUCAGGGGCUGCAAGAGGAUGUGGAUGGCAAAAUGUAUGUGCUUGGAUCAACCUUGCGGCUUAUUAUGUAGUGGGGAUUCCUUCUGCUGUGCUAUUUGCUUUUGUGUUCCAUAUUGGAGGCAUGGGGCUUUGGAUGGGAAUCAUUUGUGGACUGUCUGUGCAAGUUAUAGCACUUGUUACCUUAAAUUCCUGCACUAACUGGGAUAAAGAGGCUGAAAAAGCUAUGCAGAGGGAUCAAGAUGAGUGACGUACAUUGCAUCUGAAGAAAGCAAAACUUCAUAAAAUCAUGAACAAAUGAAGAACUCAAGCAGACAACCAGGAAAAAAGAGUACAAUCAAAUGUCUAGGGUCCAAAGAACCACAGUUGUUAUCGAAAAAAUGGGUUA
This is a messenger RNA of Rubroshorea leprosula, 1641 nucleotides long. The record is from the annotation of a GenBank genome assembly. Lineage: Eukaryota; Viridiplantae; Streptophyta; Magnoliopsida; Malvales; Dipterocarpaceae.